Messenger RNA from Gloeophyllum trabeum ATCC 11539, 849 nucleotides. RefSeq lists its product as uncharacterized. The transcript has 3 exons. NCBI's taxonomy places the organism in Eukaryota, Fungi, Basidiomycota, Agaricomycetes, Gloeophyllales, Gloeophyllaceae. The record is from RefSeq and is a predicted model, not a curated record. Bases 1 to 849 code for a protein of 282 amino acids.
AUGGACCCCUUCUCUAUCCUCUCCUCUGUGUUUUCUGCGACAGUCUCCGUCCUCACCUGGCUCGAUAACUUGGAGCAGGCGAAUGCCACUAUCCAAGACCUUCACAGGAAUAUUCUACUCAUUCACAAUAUCAUUCACCCUCUCAAUGGACGCCCAAGUCUCCCUCCAAGCGUCGUUAUGUGCCUUCUUGCUAUAGGAGAGGACCUCUGCUCUAUACAAGAACACCUGAUGGUGCUGAAGAGCGGAAAGGUGUCCCAGACGACGAUACUCGCGUUUUUAUUUCCGUCAAAUGUUACGAGCAAAUUAAAGAGUGAUAAUGACCUUCUAAUGCAGCGCAUCCAGUUAUUGCAGACUGCGGUCCUGACCCAGCCGUAUACAUCUCCUACUCCUCAGGAAGGUAUCGGCUUGUUGGAUUCUGUCGGGAAUUCCAGUGUACGGCAGUUCUGGUCUGAUAUCUUCCGCAACGAGGAUGCAUACGUUACACGAGAGCAAUUCAGGGUUGGACUGGAUACAUUGUCUCAUCUCUCAGAAGAAGACUUCGACACCCUCUGGUUACGCCUCGACGAAUUCGGGAUGGGAGUGGUGACACCGAUGACCUUGGAUGCAUUUGUCGGUGACCGUUCCAAGUCCUUGAAAGAUACUGUACGGGGAAUACAAAGUUAUCCCAUAGCGCGACUUGGUUCUAGUAAUGAUGGAUGCAAAGUCCUGCUCUGGGUUGAUGAUAAUCCAGGCAACAACGAAGGCGAAGUGACCUUCGCCCUUAAAUGCAAUAUCCAAGUAUAUCAGUUCACAUCAACUGCUGCCGUCAAGGAUUGGCUCGAGCAACACCCCGGUAAAGGUGCCUCAUAA